Funneliformis mosseae is the source of this 878-nucleotide messenger RNA. The record is from the annotation of a GenBank genome assembly. NCBI's taxonomy places the organism in Eukaryota, Fungi, Glomeromycota, Glomeromycetes, Glomerales, Glomeraceae.
CCAAUGCAAAAUCAGAAUUUCAAAAAUGUGACAAUGGUAGAUUUUCAACACCCCUACUCUCUGUUACACUUCAUCCUGAUCCAGUCGUCUCCGGAAAACUCGCAACUUUUAAUGUUUCUGGAACUAUACCUACAAAAAUUACAGAAAAUACCGCAAUUAUUGCUUAUUAUUACGAUCUUGAAUUUAAACGAAUCGUAGGCGAUCAUCAUCUUGAAAGAAUUUGUAAAGGAACAGAGUGUUCAAUUGAAGCUAAUACUCAAUUUACUAAAAAAUUUAAGUUUCUGACACCACCUUUACCUUUUCAAUAUCUACUUAAAGUUGCUGUUCUUGUGUGGAAGAAAUUUGCAUGGAGUACACUUACCAUUUCUAAAGAAUAUUUCUUUGUGAGCAUUUUGUUAGUCAAGAAUACAAAGAAAAUGUCUUGUAUUUUGCAGAAUCUAAAAAGAGAUAAUUCGGACCUUAUAGAGGCAUUUUUCAAAAAACCAAUCUUGGUGACCGAUUAUAGUGUUACGACGAAGGCUUUCGUUAAAAUGGAUUUUGGAAGGUGGAGGAUUCAGCUUUCGUUUAAUAGUUAUUUUACAGUUACAAAAGUAGUAGUCUUGGAUUUUGCCUUUACUGAAAGUCUUAUAUCAGAGAGUGUUGUAGGGAGUAUUGGAAGUGAUAAUAAUAUCAAUGAUAUUGAUAUUGCUACUGAAGUAGAUAUUAAUACAUCAACAAUUUUAAUAUUUGAUUCAGAGUUGACUACAUUAGGAUCAACUGAUAGAAAUGAAUAUUUUGUUAUAGACACAAUAAACGCUAGUGAAUCUUUAUCAGAAUGUCCAAUUUUAGACAUUAAUAAUAGUUCUAUUCAAUGCUAUUCAAGCUAUUCGGAAAGAUAG